This is a messenger RNA of Mizuhopecten yessoensis (Yesso scallop), 2351 nucleotides long. RefSeq names its product transmembrane anterior posterior transformation protein 1 homolog. Bases 82 to 1806 code for a protein of 574 amino acids. The transcript is spliced from 11 exons. Lineage: Eukaryota; Metazoa; Mollusca; Bivalvia; Pectinida; Pectinidae. The record is from RefSeq and is a predicted model, not a curated record. Gene Ontology annotation, cellular component: endoplasmic reticulum membrane; ciliary basal body. Gene Ontology annotation, biological process: maintenance of protein localization in endoplasmic reticulum; positive regulation of cilium assembly.
UAAGACAUCCCAGUGGUGUUUUCAUUUUUUGGCUUUUCAUUUUAUGGCUUCCAAAAUAACGUGUUUCUGACUUUCAAAACAAUGACAACCAACGCUCCAGAAGUUGAGAACUUGACAAGCAUGGAAGAUAUAACAGAGCCAGAGGAUGCACAUUUUCCAAAGAAACCUGAAAAACUGUCUGUGUUUGGGUAUGUGACAUCAGAAUUGACAAGAGGAUAUAUGCUGGAGCGAGAUAAGGUCAAUUUUACCGAGCGACGCCAGAGAGUCUACACAAUUAUGAAAACUCCAAGAGAGUUAGAAAAGUUCAUCGUGUUUGGGUUUUUCCAAUUAGUGGAUGCUUUUCUAUUCUUGUUCACAUUCCUGCCUUUGAGAAUUGUCCUUGCCUUGUUGAAGAUUAUCACACAUCCUUGUGGCUUCCUCAUGCCAAAGUCUCCAAAGGUUUUAGAACCAGCUCAAAUUUGUGAUAUAUUGAAAGGUAUCAUCCUUCUAGUAUCAUUCUUCAUCAUCAACUAUAUUGACACAUCUAUGAUGUACCAUUUGGUACGAGGCCAGGCCAUCGUCAAACUCUACGUCUUUUUCAAUAUGCUUGAUAUGGCUGACCGCCUAUUCUCCAGUUUUGGCCAGGACAUAUUGGAUUCACUUUACUGGACAGCCAUGGAACCCCGGGACAAGAAACGUCAGCAUUUUGGAGUGAUUCCCCAUCUUCUAUUGGCUAUCUUGUAUGUCAUUAUACAUUGUUUGCUGAUCCUGUUCCAAGCCACGGUGCUCAACGUUGCCUUCAACUCACACAAUAAAGCUCUCCUUACCAUCAUGAUGUCAAACAAUUUUGUAGAAAUUAAGGGCAGCUUGUUUAGGAAGAUAGACAAGGAGUUAUUGUACCACAUCUCCUGUAGUGAUGUCAAGGAGCGCUUCCAUUACACCAUACUGCUGGCCGUCGUCUUCAUUCGCAACAUGACUGAGUUCAACUGGAACAUAGAACAUGUGUGGGUGAUCAUCCCUGAUGCCGUGAUUGUGUUGUGUGCUGAGCUCUGUGUGGACUGGGUCAAACAUGCGUUUAUCCUCAAGUUCAAUGAAAUGCCUGCUGAUAUUUAUCACACGUACAAAGUGCGGCUAUCUGAGGAUAUGAUCUCCAACCGACAAAGUAGGGCGUACAUAGACUACUCGGACAUGGUGGCGAGAAGAAUGGGCUUCACACCUCUACCCCUGGCUUGUCUCCUUGUUAGGAUCUGUACAAAGUCGUUCAAGGUCACUGGCACUACUGGUGCUCUUGUUGUCUUCCUCCUGUUUUUAUGUCUGAUAACCUUCAAGAUCUUGAACAGCAUAAUCCUGUUGGGCCAAGCUACUGAGAUGACGGCCGACCCCGGGAGUAAAGCGCCCGAGGAUAAGUCCAUGUACAAGGAUGUUCCCCCCUCAUCUCCCAUACACAGGUCUAAGUCAGACCAACACUUACAGAUCUCCCACACAGGAGAGUUCUCCUCCACAGACACCAUCUCUGCUGACAAUCAGAAGGAAAUGGAUCAUUCCUGUGGCAAAACUUCACGUAGUAAAAGUGAGACAGAUAUCACCAUUUGUGCUUCACAUGAAAAGCAGUCAUCGUUCCAAAUUGAAACCAUGUCAGUAUCUUUAAAUAAAAAUGUGACUUUCUCCGAAGGGUUUGUAGACCCUGAUAAAACCACUAUAGAUAAAACAGAUUCAGAAGGAGAGACUGUUCUAAGUGAGAAAAGGUACAGCUCAAAACAUGAUGAAAAAAUCUUUCCAUCCUUUAAUUUUGGUGAAAUAAAACAAAGAAACGUUUCAAAGGACUGAUAAGUGAAAUAUGGUUAUUGUUGAUAGUUAAAUUAUUGUACACCUGGACCACUAUUAAACUCUAUAGAGUUUGUCGCAACAGUGACCGGUAACAUUUUAUGUGUUUGUUUUCUUCUGCUAGCAGCUACUGUUUAUUGAUAAUGCUAGGGCCAUAUUGUUUGUCAAAGAGCAGAAACUGGUAAUUGUGGAAAAAUGAUUUUUUUCAAAAGAAAAUAUUACCUUUGUGAUGGAGUACUUUGUGAUGGAGCAGUUAAAAUCAAGCUAGGAAUCGUGGGAAUCAAGAUGUUUCAGAACGACUUGGGAUGAAAUAAUAAAUUAUCUGAUAAAUAGCUCCAAAGUAUCCAUCAAUUGUUUUGAGUGCCAAGUACUAUAUUUUAUAUGGUGUUAAUGCUUUCAUAUAGGUGCCUGUCAGCCUUGUGACAUCUCAGAAAUAGUCAAUCUACCAUAAACCUACAAACACUGUAGACAGAGGGGCUACAGAGGCCUAGUGGUUAAGGCGUCGGACAUUCUGCUACCACUAGCCCUACACCACUGGGUCGCGGUGG